Messenger RNA from Girardinichthys multiradiatus, 1486 nucleotides. Its product is annotated as rRNA methyltransferase 2, mitochondrial-like. Gene Ontology annotation, cellular component: mitochondrion. Lineage: Eukaryota; Metazoa; Chordata; Actinopteri; Cyprinodontiformes; Goodeidae. The transcript is spliced from 2 exons. The record is from RefSeq and is a predicted model, not a curated record. Bases 75 to 797 code for a protein of 240 amino acids. Gene Ontology annotation, biological process: RNA methylation. Gene Ontology annotation, molecular function: rRNA (uridine-2'-O-ribose)-methyltransferase activity.
GUAGUACACAUUGAGAAUUCUGUUUCACGCAAGCGCAGUUAAUAAUAAGGAAAACUGGAACCUGAAUAAACCAAAUGUGGGGCUUCUCUGUUUGGAGGAGAUGUAUUCAUUGCUCGCUGAGUGUGAUGAAGAAGCUGAAGGGGAAAACUGCAGCAGAGCAGCGCUGGGUUCUGAGGCAGCUUAAAGACCCGUAUGUCAAAGCUUCACACGCUCAGAACUUUCGGUGCAGAAGCGCCUUCAAACUCCUGGAAAUAGACGACAAGUUCAGGCUUUUACAGCCCGGAUACAGUGUGGUGGACUGCGGUGCUGCGCCUGGAGCCUGGAGCCAGGUGGCUGUGGAAAGGGUCAACUCUGCUGGGACAAGUAGACAUGGCUUGCCACGUGGAACAGUUAUUGGCAUUGAUCUGCUCAACAUACCACCACUGGACGGUGCCCACUUCCUCUCUAGUCACGAUGUCACCCACACCGCCACGCACGCCAAGCUGCUGGAGCUGCUCCCCCAGGGUCAGGCUCACGUCAUCCUGAGCGACAUGGCGCCCAACGCCAGCGGCUUCAGAGACAUGGACCACGAGAGACUGAUCACCAUGUGUUUGUCUCUGAUAGACUUGGCUGAGAUGAUUCUGCUGCCUCGAGGCUCUCUGCUCUGCAAAUACUGGGAUGGAGUUCUUUCUCAUCAGCUCCAGGAGAAACUCUCAUCUGUGUUCCACAGUGUUCGGAGCAUAAAACCAGACGCCAGCAGAAAGGAUUCAGCUGAGAGAUAUUUCCUUGCUAGAAUGUACAAGAAGCCUGUAAAGUGAUAUUUGUUGUCCUUUAUUUAAGAGAUGACUGAAGUGCUUGACUGUCUCUCUGAUCAGUGAGCUGUUUGAACAUAAAGAGGUUUACUUAGUGGCUGUUAUCAAAAGAUGGCAGUGUUGAGACAUCAGUGAGGCUUGCUGCUCCAGGCACAAAUGCAAGCAUAUUAAAGACUGCGAUGUGCGUCUGUGCCCUGCAAACCUAACACAGUAGCAGAACUUAAUCAGUGAAAUGAAAACCUAUGCAAGAAUCAGUGAGAUUCCUCAAGAGCAUUUUUUCUUAUUAUUGCCCCCAGUAGCUGUUCCACACUCUCUUUUUAGUAUUUGCUUUGAUGCAGAAAGUCGUUUAGCUCCGAUGCCCAUGGUAAUAUUGUGCACUUCCAGCCAUGUGCAGUUGUUCUGUUAUGAAGAACAUAUAAAAGGAAAAAUCAUUUCUAAGUGUCAUGUACAGUGUCACUAAUGGAAAGUGGGAUGACAGUAAAGAUGGCAUGUGUGUUGUACGCCUUUGCUGUCUGACUGAGGAAACAUCAAUGUCAUUGUCAGUAUUUUUUUUUUUUUACUAAUGAUGGAUUUUAAUUUAUCUUCCAAUUUUACCUUAAUCACUGCCAAAACACAUCACAAAUAAGCUCAAGUUAACUUGUCUUUUUCCACCAGAUUAAUUAAAUUAUUAAUAAACAGAAUAUUCUGCUGUGUAA